Molecule: messenger RNA, 789 nt
Organism: Juglans regia (Persian walnut)
Lineage: Eukaryota; Viridiplantae; Streptophyta; Magnoliopsida; Fagales; Juglandaceae
Exons: 1
Coding region: 162-530 (122 amino acids)
Source: RefSeq, a predicted model, not a curated record
CCUUAGUUCCCGCUUGGACCAAGAAAAAUUAGCAUCUGUCUCCCUCUUUUGUCUUCUUUAUCUUUGUCUGUCACACCUUGAAUUCUAUGCAAAUAAGCACCUUGACUGAAUUUGUGUGUGCGUGUGUGUGUGUGUGAGGGAGACAGAGAUAGAGAGACCAAAUGGAGAACAGGAGCAAUAAUGUGUCUCAGAAAGAGGGCAAAGCCAAAGUUGGGAAGCCCCCGACCAGGCUACAGAAGCAGGCCCCAGCAUCUCUCCAGCUUGACAAGGUUGCUGUCUAUGGUGAAACUUCGAAGGCAAUUCCAUUUCUGUCGCCACUCAUUCUAUCCCCACAACCAUUGCCGGAGACAUUAGAAAUACGAUCGGGGAAGAGUGGCAGUAAUGAGGAAGAAGACAAUGGUGCGAAGAGAAGUAAAGCCUUACCACCUGGGGGUGGGUGGCAACAUCCGGCUGUGCCCGUCUUCACUGAGCCUGAGGCCUUGUUUACUUGCUUUCAAUCACAGUGCUUGCUGGUGGACAAUGUGCAGUGAUAUUUUGUUGCCAGUGAUUUGCAGAUAGGGAUCCUCCCCUAGCUCCCUCCCCCACUCGACCAUUGAUCUUUUUCUGCUUGUUUUGCUUCAUUUUUCUUGAAUAUGGCAUCCACGGAUGGCUUUCAUCCUUGAUUUCUGCAAGAAAGAUGUGAGGUUGUUUCCAACUAAUGAAUUUACACACAUUCGUCAAACACAUUUUAUAUAUUUUAAGUGAAAAUUUUGAUUUUAUUAUAUGUUAAAAUUUAAAAAAUAUUGAUAU